Clupea harengus (Atlantic herring) is the source of this 3508-nucleotide messenger RNA. RefSeq names its product patched domain containing 1 (gene ptchd1). Gene Ontology annotation, cellular component: plasma membrane; synapse. NCBI's taxonomy places the organism in Eukaryota, Metazoa, Chordata, Actinopteri, Clupeiformes, Clupeidae. Gene Ontology annotation, biological process: cognition; chemical synaptic transmission. The record is from RefSeq and is a predicted model, not a curated record.
GAUGUUGCGACAGGUGUUGCACGAAGGUCUCAGGACGUCUUUCCAUAAAUUGGGCCAUUUUGUCGCCAAUCACCCUGUCUUCUUUGCCUCUGCUCCGGUUCUCAUCUCUAUCUUGCUAGGCGCAAGUUUCAGCCGGUACCGCAUUGAAGAAAACGUGGAGUACCUGUUAGCCCCCAAGCACAGUCUAGCGAAGAUAGAGGGGAACUUGGUGGAUAGUUUGUUUCCCGUAAACAGAUCCAAACACACGUUGUAUUCGGAUCUGCAGACGCCAGGCAGAUACGGUCGUGUCAUCGUCACCUCACGCAGAGGGAGUAUCCUAGACCCACACUACGUCGAUUUAGUUCUUAAGCUCCACCACACCGUCACCCAGCUCCAGGUCCCCAUGCUGGGCUUCAACUACACCUUCAACCACCUCUGCCUGCUGGACGACGCCAAGAGCUGCAUCGUGGACGACAUUGUCCACGCGCUGACCGAGACGCAGACGGCCCGCGCCGCCAACCGCUCCGCCCCACCGCUGCGCUACCCAAUCACGAGCUUGCGGGACGGCCGCGAGGCUUACAUCGGGCACCAGCUGGGCGGCGUGCAGCCGUCGGCGGGCGGGCGGGACGGGGUGCGCGUGGCCCGCGCCCUCCAGCUCACCUACUACCUGCAGGCGGUGUCGCCGCUCAACGAGGUGGUGGCGGCGCGCUGGGAGGUGGCCUUCUGCGGGGAGCUGGAGCACUUCGGCCAGCAGCACCCCGAGCUGGCGCUCUACCCCUUCACCUCGUCCUCGCUGCAGCGGGACUUCCAGAGGACCAGCCGCGUGGCCGAGCGGCCGCUCCUCUUCAGCCUGGCCGUGUGCCUGGCGCUGGCCGUGCUGUGCUGCUCCAUGCGGGACUGCGUCCGCACCAAGCCCUGGCUGGGCCUGCUCGCCCUGGUCACCAUCAGCCUAGCCACGCUCACCUCCGCCGGCAUUUUCAACCUCAGUGGGGGGAAAUACAACUCCACCUACCUAGGCAUCCCUUUCGUCAUGCUAGGGCACGGUUUGUUCGGUACCUUCGAAAUGCUGUCGUCGUGGCGGCGGACGCGAGAGGACCAGCACGUGAAGGAGCGCGUGGCGGCCGUCUUCUCCGACUGCCUGCUGCCGUUCACGGCCAGCACGGCGCUGCACCUGGUCACCUUCGGCAUAGGCGCCAGCCCCUUCACCAACAUCGAGGCCGUGCGCCUCUUCUGCCGCAACGCCUGCCUGUCUGUGCUCUUGAACUACCUCUACAUCCUCACCUUCUUUGGCUCCAACCUGGUGUUCGCCGGCUACCUGGAGAACAACUACCGCCACAGUCUCUUCUGCCGCCGCGUUCCCAAGCCCGAGCUCCUGCAGCAGAAGCCCGCCUGGUACCGCUUCCUAAUGUACACGCAGUACAACGAGGGCCCCACCUCGGAGCCCGACAUGCAAGCGUACGAGAGCCACCUGCUGGUGGCCUUCAUGAAGCGCUACUACUGUGACUGGAUCACCAACACCUACGUCAAGCCCUUCGUCGUGCUGUUCUACUUGGUCUAUGUAUCGUUCGCGCUCAUGGGCUACCUGCAGGUCAGCGAGGGCUCGGACCUGAGCAACAUGGUGGCCACGGACACGAGCACCAUAGCGUACAUGCGCGCGCAGCAGCGCUACUUCAGCAGUUACAGCCCCGUCAUCGGCUUCUACAUCUACGAGUCCAUCGAGUACUGGAACAACAGCGUGCAGGAGGACCUGCUGGAGUACACCAAGGGUUUCGAGCGCAUCUCGUGGUUCGAGAGCUACCUGAACUACCUGCACGGGCUCAAUGUAAGCGCCAGCCUGUCGCCGAGGAACUUCACAGAGCGCUUGCGCUCGGGCUUCCUGCGGCAGCCGCGCUACCUGCACUUUUCCGACGACAUCAUUUUCGCGCGGCGUGCCGACGGCGACUUCGAGGUGGUGGCCUCGCGGAUGUUCCUCGUGGCCAAGACCACGGAGAACAAGCGCGAGGAGAUGGCCAUCCUGCUGGACACGUUGCGCAAGCUCUCGCUCACCUCGCGCAUCAAGUUCAUCAUCUUCAACCCGUCGUUCGUCUACAUGGACCGCUACGCGUCGUCCGUGGGGGCUCCGCUGAAAAACUCCUGCAUCGCUGCCCUCUUCCUGUUCUUCUUCUCCACGUUCCUGGCGGCAGACCCGCUGGUCAAUGCCUGGCUGACGGUGACGGUGGCCUCGGUGGAGUUCGGCGUUGUGGGCUUCAUGACGCUGUGGCGUGUGGAGCUGGACUGCGUGUCGGUGCUGUGCCUGAUCUACGGCGUCAACUACGCGGUGGACUCAAGCGCGCCGAUGGUGUCGGCGUUCGUGCUGGGCCGCGAGCACUCGCGCACGCGCUGGGUCAAGCUGGCGCUGGAGCGCCACGGCGUGCCCGCCCUGCAGAGCUACCUGUGCUACGGCGCCGCCCUGCUGCCCCUCGCCGCCGUGCCCUCCAACCUGACGCGCACGCUCUUCCGCUGCCUCUUCCUCACCAUGCUCAUCACCGCUUUCCACUGCCUGGCCAUCCUGCCCGUGCUGCUCACCUUCCUGCCGCCCUCCAAGCGGAAGAAGAGGGAUAAGAAGAGGAGCGGUGACAGUCGCGAGGAGAUCGAGUGCGUAGAGAUGGAGGACAGCACUCGCGUGGUUGACCAGAUCACCACUGUCUGACAGUGACGAUGGGGAAAAUCGCUGGGGUUAGGUAAUCUGGUCAACUGUUUUAACAAGAAUAACAAACAGAUGGAAAAACGGAAAGCUGAUGCCCUUCCAGUGGAAGAUGAGACGCGAUAGGGCUUGUUUUGAGUGUAUGAGUAUGAGUACGUUGCUCAGUAUGAUGUAGGGUGUCAAGUUAAGGCUCCAACUCAGAGGCCUCUGUCCUUUUUAAAGUGUUCAAAUUCAAACCCUAGUUUUCAAGUGAGGCUCAGUAACUGUGUCGUAACCCUUUUUCUACGCCUCUCUGUGGAAGUUAGGCCUGGUUGCUAUGGUGAAAUUCCUCUGUAGGCGAUAGCGCAGCACAGCAGAAGAACCUUCACCCCUCUAUGCCCUUCAGGACCAUUGGAGGCCGAUUAUCCAACAGCUGCAGAUAAUUACAGAGUUCUUUGGCAAGCGGUUUACAAGUGUAGGAGACAGUAAGAGAGGGUGAGAGGGUUUUAAUAUGUUUUUUUUUUUGUUUUUAAAUGCAGAUGUAGUAUGCACUUGCUAGACAUAUAGCAACAUUACUGUGAUAACAGCAGAGUUGAGCCAUAGGAAGAGCGACUCCCUUAGUGCUUAUUCAUGAGCUGACUCCUGCUCCCUGUCAAACACUUGUCUCCAUCUGUCUCUCCUCUCCCCUCUUUCAUUCUCAGUCUUUCCUCUUUCUCUUUCUCUUUGUGUUUCCUUGCCCUUUGUAUCUGCUGUUUUCUUUUAAGACUGAAAAUGACAGGGAGCAUGGAUGUGUGUUAGAAAGAGAGAGACAUAGAGAGAGAAAGAGAGAGAGAGGGUGUUGAGUGUGUGUGAGUGUGUGUGUGUGUG